Messenger RNA from Aplosporella prunicola CBS 121167, 1974 nucleotides. RefSeq lists its product as uncharacterized. NCBI's taxonomy places the organism in Eukaryota, Fungi, Ascomycota, Dothideomycetes, Botryosphaeriales, Aplosporellaceae. Gene Ontology annotation, cellular component: spindle; kinetochore; nucleus. Bases 1 to 1974 code for a protein of 657 amino acids. Gene Ontology annotation, molecular function: protein serine/threonine kinase activity; protein serine/threonine/tyrosine kinase activity; ATP binding. The transcript has 2 exons. Gene Ontology annotation, biological process: mitotic spindle assembly checkpoint signaling; chromosome segregation; peptidyl-serine phosphorylation. The record is from RefSeq and is a predicted model, not a curated record.
AUGGCCGCAGCAUCCCCGACCCCUCUGUCGUCCUCUGGCUACGACAGCAGGAUGUCGCGCUCCACUUCUUCAAUGAGGCCAGCGGCUCUGCCUAGGCGCGAGUCGCCUAUCUCUAUCCUAGGACAAUCGCAUGGCUUUAGCGCGAAUGCGCCGAUGAUGCAGCGCAUCGACAUCGGUGACAGCUCCGAAGACGAGAUAGAGCAGCCCAUGAAGCUGAAUCCUUACACCCGAGCUCUGCUUGGUCAAGACGAGGUCGGAUCUCCCGAAAGACCGAUGAGAGGCGCGCCCAAGCUACGGAUAUCGAGAAACUCCUCCCUCUCAGGGACUCCCGGUCCUAUGCAAGAUACCAUAACUCCGGCACCAUCAUUGCGCAUCAAACGAGUGCCUCUGCGCGGUGCUCCCGUCCGGAGAUUGAGGAGAACACCCCAGAGCGAGGAGGAACAAAAUCAACAAUCGGAGAUGGACAUGGCUUCCGAAGUCCGUAGCCCUCAACACACAAGCGCUGGCAGCCCCAGCGCCGGUAGCCCACGCGUUGUGCGGAUCACUAGCCCGCGUAACUUGCGGAUGGGCAGCCCCUCCCAGGACCAGGAGAACCAGGCCGCUUCGAGUUUCAAGUCAAACUCGGAGAUGCCGGUUGACAAUGGAGAAAAGGUGGAUUCGAUGCUCAAAGAUUCGGUGAUGAAGGACUCGUCGAUGAAAGACUCGUUCCUGAAAGAUUCUAUGAUGAAACUCGACGCGCCUGCCAAAGCCCCUGCGGUGCAGCGUGAAAGCAAGCCGAUGCCGCUCGCGCCCGUUGAUGUCAACAAGCCGCUUCGUCCCGCGCCGCCUCCGCCGCCAAAAAUGUCUGUUUUGGACACGGCAACUGCAGUAGCUGGCGCUUCGACGGUGAAACAAAAGAAGCGGAGGAGGGCUUUCAUGGUCAACGGAAAGCCCUAUCAAGAAGUUGGGCGGAUAGGAAAGGGCGGUAGCUCCGAUGUCUAUCGCGUCAUGGCUGAGAAUGGAAAGCUGUUUGCACUGAAGAGGGUGAAGCUCGAAGACGCAGACGAAAAUGCCGUGAGGGGUUACAAGGGCGAGAUUGAGCUUUUGAGAAAACUAGAGGGCGUUGAGAGAGUCGUGAGACUUUUUGACUGGGAAGUCGACGAGGAAAAGCAAAUCCUCAGUGUGCUCAUGGACAUUGGCGAAUCCGACCUCGCCCGCAUAUUACGCAUGAGGAUCGACCCGGAGGACUCCCACCUGGACCUAUCGUUUACGCGCUUCUACUGGAAAGAGAUGCUUGAAUGCGUGCAAUCAGUGCACCAAUACGACAUUGUGCACUCGGAUCUCAAACCCGCCAAUUUCCUUCUCAUCCAAGGUGCGCUCAAGCUCAUCGACUUCGGAAUCGCCAAUGCCAUCGACGUCGAGCACACCGUCAAUGUGCACCGCGACUCGCAUGUCGGAACGCCGAAUUACAUGUCGCCGGAGUCACUACAAGACGCAAACGCAAGCGCGCGGCACGGCCCCAACGGCGACACGUCGCUUGGGCGCAUCAUGAAACUGGGCAAGCCUAGCGACGUCUGGAGUCUCGGGUGCAUCCUGUACCAAAUGGUAUAUGGGCGCCCGCCAUUCGCGCACAUCCCGAACCAGAUCCACCGGGUCAUGGCGAUCGUGAAUCCCAACGUGCAAAUCGAGUUUCCAUCGCACGGGCUAGGGGGCGUGCGCGUGCCGGCCGGCCUCAAAAAGACGCUUAAGCGCUGCUUGCAGCGUGACCCGGCGCGGCGUCCCACAAUCCCCGAGAUGCUGAGUGAGCGCGACGAAUUCCUGUGUCCGGACGCGGGCGACGACCUGCGCAUCCCGGAGCCGCUGCUCGCGCAGAUUAUCCAGCGCGUGGCGGACCGCUUCAGGGAUCCGAACAAGCCGAUGCCGACCGAGGACGAGAUCAGGCAGUACCCCGGCAGCUUCUACGCCAAGAUCCGCGACUUGCUGGAGGAGGCAUAA